GGGGGGAUUUGGGGGUUGGGGGCAUUGUGGGGUUGGGGACCCCGCUGAGCUCGCCACGAUCGUGGCUCGGGGCUGAGCGAGGCGGUCGGGAGCGGCGUGGGGGUGCGCAGCACGCGUGUCCCCACCUCGCAUGGCUCUGUCGCGCGUGGAUUCUGUCGCGAGUGGUGGCUCUGUCGCGGUGUCCCGGGGCGCGCAGGCUGCGGCGCGAUGGGCUUGAGAGCCUAAAGGCGUGAGCGCGCCUCGGUCACGCGUGGCUCCGCCGCGUGUCGGUGCCGUGGGCGCGGAGCCGAGCCCGGUGCUGAGCCCACGGCGGCCGUGGCCGGGCUGCGGGGGGGCCGGCAUGGAGCACUUAGGGGCUCACCACCUGCACCAAGGGCAAGCCGAGCCCAUCAGCUUCGGCAUCGACCAGAUCCUCAACACGUCGGAGCCGGGCAGCUGCAUGGUUUCGCACCCGCGGCUGCAGGACUCGGCGGAUUACGGCCUGGGCUGCAUCGUGGGCAGCGCCUACAACACGGUCACCGGCGGCUACGGGACCGGCGGCGGCUCGGCCGGAGCUUACACCGGCACCUCGUGCAGUAUGGGGGCCCUGCCCGGUUCCUAUAACGUGAACAUGGCGGUGAGCAUGAACGGCAACGCCUUGAGCUCGGCCGGGGGGGUGAUCCGCGUCCCGGCCCACCGGCCCGUUACCGGCGGCGUGCACCAGCCCCUCUCCGCCGCCGUGCCGCCGGUGAACGGCGUCAACAGCCUCACCGGGCUCACCUUCCCCUGGAUGGAGAGCAACAGGCGGUACACAAAAGACAGGUUCACAGUGGCCCUCUCACCCUUCACUGUAACACGCCGUAUAGGUCACCCCUACCAGAACCGCACGCCCCCCAAGAAGAAGAAGCCGCGCACGUCCUUCACCCGCCUGCAGAUCUGCGAGCUGGAGAAGCGCUUCCACCGCCAGAAGUACCUGGCCUCGGCCGAACGCGCUGCCCUGGCCAAAGCCCUGAAGAUGACGGACGCGCAGGUGAAGACCUGGUUCCAGAACCGGCGCACCAAGUGGAGGAGGCAGACGGCGGAGGAGCGGGAGGCCGAGCGGCAGCAAGCGAACCGCAUCCUGAUGCAGCUGCAGCAGGAGGCCUUCCAAAAAACCAUCAACCAGCCCAUCCAAGCCGACCCCAUCUGCGUCCACAACUCCUCUCUCUUCGCCCUGCAGAACCUCCAGCCCUGGUCCGACGACUCCACCAAGAUCACCAGCGUCACCACCGUCGCCUCCGCCUGCGAGUAAAGGCUCGGCACCUUCGGCGUCCCCCUUUUGUCGCCGCCGCCUCCGGCCACACGUGCGUCCCACGGAGCAAAGGGCGAGGACUGACGGGAGGGGAAAACCACCCCAAAAACUCUCCCCGCCCGUGGGGCUGCCGGAGCAGCGGUGUCGUCUCGCCUCCCCCCCAACCCUUUUGUUCUUCCCAAAGUCUCCGGUGCCGACCACGAACUUCCUGACGCGCUGCCAGACAAAAGCUGAGCCUUGACAGACGCGGCUGCGGGCAAGCGCCCAGCUUGGGGGGAAAACUUCCUCUGGGUUCUGCAGGGCUCGGGGCACCCCUAUAGGUCCCUAUGUGUAUAUAUAAAUCCCAUAUAUAUAUACACACAGACACCCUUCGGACUGAUGGAGACAAAAGGACGAGGCUCCCUGGGAAGCGCGUUCCUGCAGCCAGGCGUUGUGCCGGGCCGUUGGCGCUGGAGACGUUUUGGGGAUGCAACAAAUGGAGGAAACAACCCGGCUUUUUGAUUUUAUUUUUAUUUUUAUUAUUAUUUUAUUUUUCUCCUCCCGGCAGCAAUUUCUGCUGGCGACAGAUGCGAACCCUUCGGAUCUCACCUAGCCGUGUCUCCUCCCCUUUUUCAUUAAUUUUUUCGUGCGAGGGGGGAAUAAGCCGAGGAACUGACAGACUCCUGAGGACGGUAAACGUGAUAGCUCAAUCGCAGGAAGAGCCCAAACUGUCCCCGGCUGCCACGGACUCGGCGCCGAUCAAGCCUGCGUUUUAAUAACAAGAAGACCUCGGUGGCAGUUGGCAGGGGUAACGCGGUUUCUUUCGAUGGGUUUAUUUCCAUAUCAUUUGCAAAAUGCUGUCCGGUGUUUUCGUUUUCCCUGUUUUCCUUGAUGAGGCAGUUCGCGAGGGCAAAAAGCGAUCCGAUUUCACUCCCGACUUCGUUGUUUCUUUAACCGAGGGAAUGAGACACAAUUAAACAAAGCACUUCCUAUAGCAAAGGCCAGGAAUAUAUAGAUAUAUAUAUAUACAGUAUAUAUUUUUUGGUUACUUAUAAUCUAAAUCAGCACUGCCAAUUUAAACAGCUAGCACAAACGAGCGAUCAGAAAUCCUAUUUUCAGCGAGAUUUUAAAAGGCAUUCGUUUGUUUGUUCGUUUGUUUUUUAAGUUAUGCACUUCUACGGUGUUUUACGUGUAUUCAUUUUAUAAAGUGCUUGUGUAAUUUAUGUGGAAACGAAAAGGAAAAUAAAAAAAAAAUAAUAAUCUC
Molecule: messenger RNA, 2513 nt
Organism: Anas platyrhynchos (mallard)
Lineage: Eukaryota; Metazoa; Chordata; Aves; Anseriformes; Anatidae
Gene: TLX1
Product: T cell leukemia homeobox 1
Biological process (GO): regulation of transcription by RNA polymerase II; animal organ development
Cellular component (GO): nucleus
Molecular function (GO): RNA polymerase II cis-regulatory region sequence-specific DNA binding; DNA-binding transcription factor activity, RNA polymerase II-specific
Source: RefSeq, a predicted model, not a curated record